Messenger RNA from Trypanosoma conorhini, 861 nucleotides. RefSeq names its product fatty acid elongase. Gene Ontology annotation, molecular function: fatty acid elongase activity. Gene Ontology annotation, cellular component: endoplasmic reticulum membrane. The transcript has a single exon. The record is from RefSeq and is a predicted model, not a curated record. Lineage: Eukaryota; Euglenozoa; Kinetoplastea; Trypanosomatida; Trypanosomatidae. Bases 1 to 861 code for a protein of 286 amino acids. Gene Ontology annotation, biological process: very long-chain fatty acid biosynthetic process; sphingolipid biosynthetic process; fatty acid elongation, monounsaturated fatty acid.
AUGGAGUUCGUGCAAGCCUGGGAUGGCCACGCCGUCCGCAGGUGGAUGAUUGAGAACGUGGACGUGGUGGGCUACAUUUGUGGCUGCUACCUCACCCUGGUGUUCGCGGGGCCGAAACUCUUCGCGAGGCUCAAUGGCGGCGGUGGGGCGGCCGCGGCGGCUCCCGCGAGGCGGAGCGAGGACGGCUCGGGCUCCCCAGCCGUGCGUCGUGCCAUGGUGCUGUGGAACUUGGGCCUCUCCGUCUUCUCCAUCUUUGGCACCAGCACCGUCACGCCCACCCUCGUCCGCAACAUUGUGGGCAAGGGCUUCUACGAGGCCACCUGCACCUUCAACGAGAAGGAAUUCUACACGACGGAGGUGGGGUUCUGGAUGGGCGUCUUUGCCCUCUCGAAGGUUCCUGAGCUGAUGGACACCGUCUUUUUGGUGCUGCAAGGAAAGCCUUCCAUGCCGUUCCUGCACUGGUACCACCACGUCACGGUGUUGCUCUUCUCGUGGCACACGUACUGCGUUGGCAGCUCUGGGUAUAUUUGGGUGGCGGCGAUGAACUACAGCGUGCACUCCGUCAUGUACCUCUACUUCGCCAUUGCGGCGAUGGGCUACAAGCGCCUUGUGCGCCCCUUGGCGCCGUACAUCACCCUGAUGCAAAUAUUGCAGAUGGUCAUGGGCUGCUUUGUCACCCUGUACGCGAUGAAGGCGAGCUACGAGGGCCGCGGCUGCGGCAUGACGUGGUCGAACAUGCGCAUCCAGCUGCUGAUGUACGCCAGCUACCUCUACCUCUUCUCGGGGAUGUUUGUGAGGGCGCACGUGCUUCCGCGGCCGCAGCCGGCGGCGGCCAACGGCUCCAUGAAAAAGUCAGUCUGA